Colletotrichum abscissum is the source of this 235-nucleotide messenger RNA. RefSeq lists its product as uncharacterized. The annotation marks the transcript as partial. NCBI's taxonomy places the organism in Eukaryota, Fungi, Ascomycota, Sordariomycetes, Glomerellales, Glomerellaceae. The record is from RefSeq and is a predicted model, not a curated record. The transcript has a single exon.
AUGCGACGACUGCAGGGCGUGUACUUCCCAAUCCUACUCGCAUGCGUUACUCUCAGCAUGACCGCCAUGACCGUGCUAUCAAAAGCCCCUCCGACGAACACGUCAAUGACGGCUGCAUUUGCAGGCUUCUUUCUCUCUGCAUCUGCGAUCACAACACCCUUCAUCGCAAUCAUCACAGUCAUGCUCUCGUUCGCAUCUGGUGGCACUGGCGAUUCCCCUAGCUCUGGUCGAGUCA